AUGCUGACAAGCGGAUUAAGGUGGCCAACCCAGUGGUGGAGAUGGAUGGGGACGAGAUGACGAGGAUCAUCUGGGCCUUCAUCAAGGAGAAGGUGACGGGGUCCUGCCCUGGGAAUGGGUGGGUGUGCCACAAGUGAAGCUGAGGAGGUUGUAUGGGGAGCAAGCGGUGCCUGUGCUGGUCUCCGUCCGUCCCUCCCACCUCCGUCCCUCUGUCCGCAGGAAGCAGGUGGUAAAAUCAGCGCAGCUUCCGGAAGGCCUGGAAGUGAGAGGGUCCCAGGGAGGCGGGACUGUUCUGGGUGGGGAGGCCCAUCCCACACAAGGAGGCCCAUCCCAGGCAGAGGGGAUCAUCCUGGCUGGGGGGGGACGGUCCCUGGCAGGCAGCUGGGCUGUGCUGGGGUGGGUGCUGGGACUGGCUGUGCAAGGGUGCUGCUCCCCAGGCACCCCACAUUGUCGCCCUGCUCUGAUGCUCUCCCGGCCCCCCAGCUCAUCCUGCCCAAUGUGGAUGUCCAGCUGAAGUACUUCGACCUGGGACUGCCACACCGGGACAAGACAGAUGACCAAGUCACCAUUGACUCGGCACUGGCCACCCAGAAGUACAGUGUGGCUGUCAAGUGUGCCACCAUUACGCCUGACGAAGCCAGAGUGGAAGAGUUCAAGCUGAAGAAGAUGUGGAAGAGCCCCAAUGGCACCAUUCGAAACAUCCUGGGGGGGACAGUGUUCCGAGAGCCCAUCAUCUGCAAGAACAUCCCCCGCCUGGUGCCCGGCUGGACCAAGCCCAUCACCAUCGGCCGCCAUGCCCACGGCGACCAGUACAAAGCCACUGACUUCGUGGUGAGCAAGUCUGGGACGUUCAAGAUGGUCUUCACGCCGAAGGAUGGCAGUGGGGCCAAGGAGUGGGAGGUGUUCAACUUCCCCGGUGGCGGCGUGGGCAUGGGCAUGUACAACACAGACGAGUCCAUCUCGGGCUUCGCGCACAGCUGCUUCCAGUACGCCAUCCAGAAGAAGUGGCCACUCUACCUGAGCACCAAGAACACCAUCCUCAAGGCCUAUGACGGGCGCUUCAAGGACGUCUUCCAGGAGAUCUUUGAUAAGCACUACAAGACUGAGUUUGACAAGCUGAAGAUCUGGUACGAGCACCGGCUCAUUGACGACAUGGUCGCCCAGAUGCUGAAAUCCUCUGGCGGCUUCGUCUGGGCCUGCAAGAACUACGACGGGGAUGUGCAGUCAGACAUCCUGGCACAAGGGUUCGGCUCCCUGGGGUUGAUGACCUCCGUCCUGGUGUGUCCGGAUGGGAAGACCAUCGAGGCUGAGGCCGCCCACGGCACUGUCACCCGCCACUACCGGGAGCACCAGAAGGGACGACCCACCAGCACCAACCCCAUUGCCAGCAUCUUCGCCUGGACGCGUGGCCUGGAGCACCGGGGCAAGCUGGACAGUAACCCCGACCUCAUCAAGUUUGCACAGACGCUGGAGAAGGUCUGUGUGGACACCGUGGAGGGCGGAACGAUGACGAAGGAUCUCGCCGGCUGCAUCCACGGCCUCGCCAAUGUGAAGCUGAAUGAGCACUUUGUGAACACCACAGACUUCCUCGACACCAUCAAGAACAACUUGGACAAGGCCCUGGGCAAGAAGUAGGGGGCAGGGGGCCCCUGCUGUUCCCAGGAUGGAUAGGGCAGGGAGGGGCCCAGUGCCACCCCCAGCUCCCUGACACUCCUCAGGAACAGAUGAAUCGUUUUUAUAAGCAGUUUUCUUAUGAGUGUUUUUAAAGCCUUUGUAGCAGGAGUUGUAGGGCUGGGGGGGGGGUCUGUCCUGAACUGAUUCAUGUAUUCCAUAACUCUGUGGUGCCAUUAAACACCUCCCCAGCCAUGGCACAUCAUAGUAGCACAGCUCUGCAGUGUGGGCAUGGGGGGCACAGGGAGUACCAGACCCCUCGGCUCAGCCUCGCCAGCCUGGAAGGCCGUGUGCCCCAGCAUUUUGGCACUGGCCAGAGGUAGCGUGUGGGGGUCCACACUGGCAAGGGGCACAGCCCUGCCAUGCUGAGGAGAGGUCUGGGCUGGCCAAAGCUGUGGCCAUCUCCAUCCUGCCCCCAGGCUGGAUGAUGUUGCAGGGGAGGAGGUGGAGGGCAAGGGUGGUAGGCACACUGCCUUGUGGGGAGGCUGAGUGGGGCCACCUCCAGAGCCAGCCCAGGGCUUCUGGGGAUGGGGCACGUGGUGCCCAGCCCCAAGGAGCACAGCCAAGGGCACAAAGUGGGUGGGGGGGUCAGCACAGGGGUCCCAAAACCUGUGCUCUGGCUGGACCCGAGGUCCUGAUGUCUACCAGGACCCUCUCCAGCUCUGGGCACACUUGGGGGAAAUUAUGUGGGUGCUGCCAACCCCAAUCCCACAGCAGGGAGGGUGCGGAGCCUAGAUAGCAGUCCUGGACCCAGCAUUGCCCCAGCUGCUUCCUCCCUAAUCCCUGGGCAUGGAGGAGGCAAACCCCCACCUCUGCCCAAGCGAGAACCUUUUCCUGAACCCUAGAGCAGCUGAGGGGCAAGGAGGGGGUGCCAGUUUGUUCUCAGGCCCCCGCAGCCCCCCCCGGCUCCCAGCACAGACCACACAGCUUACACGGGUUUACAAAGCACAUUGGUUGAAGGGAACUGAACUCGGUGAAAAGAUAAAUCCAACCACGCGGCACAUCUGAAAAAAAUAAAUUACUUUCAAAAUA
Messenger RNA from Pipra filicauda (Wire-tailed manakin), 2703 nucleotides. It is a transcript of the gene IDH2, whose product is annotated as isocitrate dehydrogenase (NADP(+)) 2. Gene Ontology annotation, cellular component: mitochondrion. The record is from RefSeq and is a predicted model, not a curated record. The transcript has 9 exons. Gene Ontology annotation, biological process: isocitrate metabolic process. Gene Ontology annotation, molecular function: magnesium ion binding; isocitrate dehydrogenase (NADP+) activity; NAD binding. Bases 115 to 1635 code for a protein of 506 amino acids. Lineage: Eukaryota; Metazoa; Chordata; Aves; Passeriformes; Pipridae.